GUCAUUCGUGAGGCGGCUACCGUGAGGUGAGUACACUACUGUUGUGCUUUUCUGGAUUAAUUGCAGUGUUUCUUUGGUGAUACUGAGCUUACACCAACACAGUGCAGUUUAUCAGUCAGGAACUGUUGUUUUAAAAUCCAGCAACCAUUCAAGCAACAAUGAAUAUUAUGUCAAAAAAGAAGAAGUACAAGUUCCAGGUGGACCUUGAAGUGGAGGAGCUGACGGCAGUGCCAUUUGUCAGUGCUGUACUCUUCUGCAAAGUGCAUCUACUGGAUGGUGGGAAGUUCAUGGAUCACUCUACCAGGGAAGAGGUGCACGACCACAUGGUCAAGUGGAACGCACGGAUGUCGUUCACGGCCAAGAUGACAGCGCCCUGCAGCACGGGAGUGCUCGACUCAUGCGUGUGCCGGGUCUCCGUCAGAAAGGAGGCCAAGGGCGGCCGCUCGUACCAGAAGCUCGGUUUCGCCGAUAUCGACCUGGCUGAGUUUGCUGGCGGCGUGGGUCAGUGUCGGCGCUACCUGCUGCAGGGGUACGACCUGCGACACCGGCAGGACAACAGCAUGUUGAAGGUGGUGCUGUCCACCACGCUGCUCAGUGGCGACCCAUGCUUCAGGACGCUAACACCUCGAUCAGCUCAUCACCUACCCGGCGAGUCGGGUGACCUAGCAUCAGAAGCAUCCACCCCGGGGGAGGCGGGCCGCGCGCCUCCCUCCGACCAGGCCAGAGGUGACGGAGCGGGCAUUGUGACCGAUCUGGAGACUACCUCGGAGGCUGGCCUGCCGGGCCACUCACGGAACUCGAGCAGCCAGUCGGGGUACGGAAGCCUGGCCUCGCAGCCGUCACAUAGCCGGCAGAGCAGCGGCUCCGAGCUUGGACACCUCAGGAACGCCAGUAGCGGCUCGGCAUUCUCCGACUACAACUCGAUGGAGCGGCCGGCGACCAGCGAGCGGCGCAAGAAAGAGGCGGCGGCCAGCUGCCGGUUCGACGCGACCCGGGUCAACCCAGAGGACGUCAUUAACGACCUGCUACAGAACACCGACCUCAACUCGGACCACGCAGAGGCGUCAUCCGGCCUGCAGCUGUUCGUGGCGCGGGACGGCAGCACCACGCUCAGCUAGGGACGCCGGUGUCACCCGUUGUCAGAGCCCAUCUAGUCGUGUACGGCGCGCCGGCCGGCCGUGGCCAGUGAGAAGACAGGGGCAGCUGCGGCUCCGCCCGGUGGUGGGUGGGUGAGGACGGGUCGGUGAUCGUCCUUACCACCGCCGGGGUGGAGUCGAACCGCCAGCGAGACGCCGCGGGCUCGGGAAGACACGCCGGACCGCUCAUCGUAGUAUAUUGGCAUAUAUCAUCACAAGAUCACACAUCAUAUCGGGUCCAGCCUGACGCACGUCAUACAUCUUGGCGUCCUGGACAAAGCGUCACCCGCGUGCUCGCGCGAUGGCGGUGACGUGAAAGCGCGUCACACCCUCCCCGGCGGACGCUCGGCGCGCGUCUCGCAAUCCUGCCCCGUCUUCGAGACGAUAGUUUUCCAUUUUGCUGCUCUUGUCUACGCUAUUUUAUCCGUUUAUCAAUGGCAUUUGUCCGUGCUUAGUGUGCCUGCGAGGCCUGUGUACAGAUUCGAGGCAUUUACACGCAUUACGGUGGGGCCAUCGGUGCACGCGCCCGACGCAUCGUCUAGCGCCUGCCAUCAGUGGUUACUGUCGCUUCCGAAUGUCAACUCCGUGCCAAAGACGGUGAGUAUGCAGUGUACGCGGAUUGCGCCGCUUCGUGCCGACUGUCUCGUCGUACCGUCUCGCCCCCAAUUGUUGUGUAUAUAUCACACAUGUCGCGUGCUGCCGUACAAUAUACUCGCACGCGCGACAGA
This is a messenger RNA of Amphibalanus amphitrite, 1864 nucleotides long. Its product is annotated as protein FAM102A-like. The transcript has 8 exons. Bases 159 to 1118 code for a protein of 319 amino acids. The record is from RefSeq and is a predicted model, not a curated record. Lineage: Eukaryota; Metazoa; Arthropoda; Thecostraca; Balanomorpha; Balanidae.